AUGGCUGAGUUCUUACUACUUGGUACCAACAACUUCCGUAAGUUCACUUACGAAUCUUUGGCUGCUAUCGAAAAGAGAAUUGCUGCCAAGAGGAAUUGUCAGAGAAAUACUGUAGACCAGAAACCUGAGAAGAAACCACGUCCUCAACUUGACCUAAAAGCUUUCCAGAAGUUACCUGCUCUCUAUGGAAAUCCUCCUCCAGAGCUCAUUGGGGAACCACUGGAGGAUCUUGACCCAUACUACAAAGAUCGUAAGAUUUUCAUAGUGCUAAACAAACAGAAAACAAUCUUCAGAUUUACUGCUACACGUGCCUUAUGGAUCCUCAGUCCUUUCCACCCAAUCCGAAGAACAGCAAUUAAAAUUUUAGUACAUUCAUUAUUCACUUCGUUUAUCAUAUGUACUAUUAUAACUAAUUGUGUAUUCAUGGCUCUGACUGAGUCCUCUAAGGCUUCUCCAUCUCCUUCAUGGAACAAGUAUGUUGAAUUUACUUUCACUGGCAUUUACACUUUUGAAUCAUUGAUAAAAAUAUUGGCAAGAGGAUUCUGCCUAAACGAAUUCACUUUCCUUCGAGAUCCCUGGAAUUGGUUGGAUUUCAGUGUCAUUGUUAUGGCGUAUGUGGGAGCAUUUAGUGACUUGGGGAGUGUGUCAGUCCUUCGGACUUUCAGGGUUCUGAGAGCUUUAAAAACCAUUUCAGUAGUGCCAGGACUCAAGAUCAUUGUAGGGGCACUUAUCCAGUCUGUUAAGAAACUUGCCAAUGUGAUGAUCCUGACUGUUUUCUGCCUGAGUGUCUUUGCCCUCAUAGGCCUCCAGCUUUUUAAGGGCAAUCUAAGACAAAAAUGUGUCAGGAACUCUACAGAGUCUGGUGAAAUACCUUAUUUCCUUAACAAAACAUGGGAGUCCUAUGAAAUGUUUGCUAAUGACACAGCAUACUUCGCUAAGAAAGAAGGUACCUCGGAUAUUUUGCUGUGUGGUCCUGGUGCUGGGAUCUGUCCUCCAGACUAUGUAUGCUUGAAAAUUGGGCCAAAUCCUGAUUAUGGUUUCACUAGUUUUGAUACAUUUGGCUGGGCUUUCCUUUCCUUAUUCCGCCUGAUGACCCAGGACUACUGGGAGCGUCUGUACCAGCAGACCCUCAGAGCAUCUGGGAAGGUGUAUAUGCUCUUCUUCAUGCUGGUCAUCUUUCUGGGCUCAUUUUAUCUAGUCAACUUGAUUCUGGCUGUAGUAACCAUGGCAUAUGAAGACCAGAACAAGGCCACCAUUGCUGAAACGGAGGCAAAGGAAAGGAAAUUUCGGGAAGCCAUGGAAUUAUUACAGAAGGAGCAGGAAUCAUUGGCUAUUAAAGGAAUUGAUAUCCAGUCAAUUAGCUCCUUUGAAGCCUCUUCUCUGUCUACCAAAGAAAUAAAAGAAAGAAGCAAUAGGCAAAAGAGAAAUAAGUCCUUGGGGAUAGAAGAUAAUGAAGAAGAACAAUUCCCCAAGUCACAGUCCACAGACAGUCAACGAAAGUUGGCAGCUGUAAAUGAUGAGAGCAGCAUGAUGCAUAUGCCUCCUCAUCUGUCAGUGGAGUACUUUAACGAGGCACUUCAGCGACAAAGGGCAGCAAGUGCAGUCAGCAUAAUUACUAGUGUCUUGGAGGAACUUGAAGAAUCUCAGCGGAGAUGCCCGCCAUGCCUGAAAGAUUUUGCUUUGAAGUAUCUAAUUUGGGACUGUUGUCCGCUUUGGCUGAGAAUUAAGAAAAAAGUGGCUGCUUUCAUAAAGGAUCCUUUUAUCGAUCUCACCAUCACUGUUUGCAUUGUGAUGAACACUUUGUUCAUGGCACUGGAGCACAAUAAUAUGUCAGAUAAUUUUAAAUUGAUGCUUAAUAUAGGCAACUUGGUUUUUACAGGAAUCUUCACUGCAGAAAUGAUCUUAAAAAUCAUCGCUCUAGAUCCCUAUUAUUAUUUUCAGCAGCACUGGAAUAUUUUUGACAGUGUAAUUGUCACACUGAGUCUAAUUGAACUGAGUUUACCCAGACACAAAGGCAAGAAAGAAAGGCGAAAAGGAGGAACCCUGUCAGUUUUACGAUCCUUCAGACUGCUGAGGGUCUUCAAGCUGGCAAAGUCCUGGCCAACUUUAAAUACUCUAAUUAAAAUAAUUGGUAACUCCCUGGGAGCACUGAGUAAUCUGACCCUUGUCCUGGCAAUCAUUGUUUUCAUUUUUGCUAUAGUAGGGGUGCAACUUUUUGGGAAAAGCUAUGGGGAGAACAGUCAUAAAAUAAACAAAAAUGGCAAGCCACGCUGGCACAUGAUGGAUUUCUUCCACUCAUUCCUUGUUGUUUUCCGAAUUCUGUGUGGAGAAUGGAUUGAGACCAUGUGGGACUGCAUGGUGGUUGCUGAACAACCUCUGUGCCUGCUUGUCUUUCUGCUGGUCAUGGUGAUAGGAAAUUUAGUGGUUCUCAACCUUUUCAUUGCACUACUGCUGAAUUCCUUCAGUGCUGACUGUCUCCAAACAGCAGAGGAUGAUGGAGAGAUGAACAAUCUUCAGAUUGCCUUUACUCGGAUUCACAAGGGAUUUCGCUUUGUGAAGAGCGUUACUUGGGAUACUUGCUGUGGAAAGCUCAGACAUAUAAGGAAAGUGCACAGGAAGAAAAUCAAUUUCACUGCACAGAACCAACUUGGGUUCAAGUGUGAAGAAAUAAAAAAUCGUAAAGAGAAUUACAAUAACGAAUGGGCUGAGAAAAAUGAGGACAAAUGCUUAGGUCAUGAAGAUUUUAUUACCAAUCCCAACAUAUUUGUUUGUGUCCCGAUUGCUGAGGCAGAGAAUACAAGUGAGGGUUUUGAAGAUGACGAUAAACUCAGCACAUUUACAGACACAGAAUACAGCAAACAGGAUGAAAAUCACCUGAGGCAAAGGGGAGAAAGAGGAAAAAAUUCAGGCAGCUGGAGUAAAGGAUCAGGAUUUUCCUCUGAAGAAUUCAGUGUGCUUUACCUAGGCAAGGAUAGGAAGAUUGAACCAUCAUCACCAGAAGAAAAAGAGUUUGAUGGUGUCAGCUCUUCUGAAGGCAGCACAGUGGAUCUGACAAAUCCUGAAGAUCUUUUGAGACAGAUUCCAGAGUUUGCUGAAGACUUCAAGACUCCAGAAAAAUGUUUUCCAGAAGGUUGUGUUCGAUACUUUCGUUGUUGUGUGGGUAGUGCCAAAAAGUUUGGAGGAGAAACAUGGUGGAAUCUGAGAAAAACGUGCUACCAGAUUGUUGAACACUCCUGGUUUGAAUCCUUUAUCAUAUUCAUGAUUCUUCUGAGCAGCGGAGCCCUGGCAUUUGAAGACAUCCAUAUAAAUGAGAGGAAAAGCAUUAGACAUAUGUUGACAUUUCUUGACAAAUUGUUCACUUUCAUCUUUGUUCUGGAGAUGCUCUUGAAAUGGGUGGCUUAUGGCUUCAAGAAGUAUUUCACCAACGCCUGGUGCUGGCUGGACUUCCUCAUUGUAGACGUUUCUUUAAUAAACCUCUUCGGCAGUUCAUUUGGCCCCAUGAAAUCUCUUAGAACUCUCCGAGCUCUGAGACCCCUAAGAGCAUUGUCACGAUUUGAGGGAAUGAGGGUGGUUGUCAAUGCCCUCGUGGGAGCCAUCCCUUCAAUCAUGAAUGUUCUACUCGUCUGCCUCAUCUUCUGGCUCAUCUUUAGCAUCAUGGGAGUGAAUCUGUUUGCUGGGAAGUUUGGGAAAUGUGUCAACCUGACAGAAGAAGAUUCAGAAUUAAAUAGUUCAAUCAAUGACAUAACAGACUGUAGAAUGUAUAAUAACACAGGAAAAAUAUUCUGGGUCAAUGUUAAAGUCAACUUUGAUAACGUUGGCUCUGGCUACCUGGCUCUUCUUCAGGUGGCAACAUUUAAAGGUUGGAUGGACAUCAUGUACGCGGCAGUAGAUUCACGAGAGAAAAAUGAGCAGCCACAAAUGGAGCACAGUCUAUUUAUGUAUCUCUACUUUGUGAACUUCAUCAUCUUUGGAUCUUUCUUUACCUUGAAUCUCUUUGUUGGGGUUAUUAUUGACAACUUCAACCAGCAAAAGAAAAAGAUAAGUGGGGAAGAUAUUUUUAUGACAGAAGAACAGAAAAAAUAUUACAAUGCAAUGAAAAAGUUGGGAUCCAAGAAACCUCAAAAACCCAUUCCAAGACCACUGAACAGAUACCAAGGGUUCCUUUUUGACAUAGUAACAUGCCAAGCCUUUGAUGUUGUCAUCAUGAUUCUCAUCUGCCUUAACAUGAUCACCAUGAUGGUGGAAACCUAUGAGCAAAGUGAAACAAAGGCUCACAUCCUUAGUAAAAUCAAUAUACUCUUCGUUGCCAUCUUUACUGCAGAAUGUGUACUGAAAUUGAUGGCUCUGAGGCAGUACUAUUUCUCAAAUGCCUGGAACAUAUUUGAUUUAGUUGUUGUGAUCAUGUCACUUGUUG
Messenger RNA from Cariama cristata (Red-legged seriema), 4414 nucleotides. Its product is annotated as sodium channel protein type 5 subunit alpha-like. Gene Ontology annotation, molecular function: voltage-gated sodium channel activity. Gene Ontology annotation, cellular component: voltage-gated sodium channel complex; axon; plasma membrane. Lineage: Eukaryota; Metazoa; Chordata; Aves; Cariamiformes; Cariamidae. Gene Ontology annotation, biological process: sodium ion transmembrane transport; neuronal action potential; membrane depolarization during action potential. The transcript is spliced from 25 exons. The record is from RefSeq and is a predicted model, not a curated record. The annotation marks the transcript as partial.